AUGAACGGAGGGGGAGGACGACCACUAGACCCACCGUACGCUGGUGCCUACCAAGGCUCCAUUGAUCAAAGGAGCACCACAAUGCGGAGAAUAGCACCUACCGCAUGGGAAGAGACUUCUGUUGAAGAAAUCUCGAUCAAGUCACUGCCAAAGCGACAACCCAGGGAAUAUUCGCUAUUGACAAAAUGCGUAGCCGAAUUCCUCGGUGAUCUUACAUUUGUGUUUGUUGGAACAAUGCAAGGCUUUAAUCGAGGUACAAUGGAUGGUACUGUCCACGCUUCUCUGGCGCAUGGCUUCACGAUAUUCAUCAUGGUUGCCACUCUCGGACAUAUCAGCGGUGGUCACUUCAACCCAGCCGUAACCUGGUCGGUGGCUAUUCUCACCUAUGAUGAAGCGGUGACUGUGCAAAUGGGAGCCACUCUGCUGCUAGAGGGUACCGAUAAUCUUGAUAAUAAUUAUUGGUGGCAGGGACUGAUUGCGGAAACGGUAGUCACCUUCUUCCUCUGUCAUACAAUCCUCAAUACUGCUGUUGAUACCUCAGAUAAUACACUGGCAGCUCUAGCCAUCGGCUUCACCCUAUCCAUUGAUAUUCUUGCCGUUGGUUCCAUCACCGGGGCCUCGAUGAACCCAGCACGCUCUUUUGGACCGAAUGUUGCCGCAUCGAUAAUACUAAACAAGGCUGAUCAAGCUCGCCAUCUAUGGACAUAUCAUUAUAUAUACUGGGCAGGCCCGCUUCUAGGAGCAUCCAUCACAGCUGCCAUAUACAGGCUAUUCGAAGCCCGUGUCGAUCGUCUCGUCAAA
Molecule: messenger RNA, 801 nt
Organism: Mesorhabditis spiculigera
Lineage: Eukaryota; Metazoa; Nematoda; Chromadorea; Rhabditida; Rhabditidae
Source: the annotation of a GenBank genome assembly